AUGGAGCACAUCCAAGCGUACGACCUCUCCGUCUUCCCAUACUCCAACGAAAAUCAUGGCGGAAACCCAACCACAAUCUUCCUCGGCGCAAACGACCUAACCUCAGAAGAAAUGAAGGCCCUUGCCAAAAAGGCCGGCCACGAAUGCGGCUUCGUAUUCCCAGCUGCUUCAUCCCCAGCUCCAACCCACUACACAAUGCGCUACUUUGUCCCAAACCACGAAAUGGAAAUGUGCGGCCACGCCACCGUCGGCGCCAUCUGGCUUCUACACCAACUAGGCAAACUAACCACUCACCUUCCCAACGAUCUCAUCCGCAUAUCCACCUUAUCAGGCAUCGUCGACGCAAAGAUUCUCCCCAGCGCCUCCGAAUCUCUACAAUCCAGCACCAUCCUCAUAUCCCAACCCAAAGGCACAACCCAAGACCUACAUCCCGCCCACACCCCCUCGAUCCUCUCCAGCCUCGGCCUCACCCAGACCGACCUCGCAAGAGGCCUCUCAAUCCAGAACGCGCGCACCUCACGCACAAAAACCCUCAUCCCGCUGAAAAGCCGCGAGAUCCUGCAAAACCUGCGCCCGGACCCGGAAGCCAUCGUGCGCGUGUGCGAGAGCGUCGACUCAACGGGUUUGUAUCCGUACGUUGUACUCGAUGCCGCGGAGCAGCUUCUCGAGGCAAGACAGUUUCCCAGAUCGGCAGGGUACGUUGAGGAUCCGGCGACGGGGAUUGCGGCCGCGGCUUUGGUGUUCGGGCUCGUCGGGAGUGGGAGUGGGAUCGUCGCGGAGAAACCUGUUCGUGUGAGACAAGGGUGGGCUAUGGGGAAGGCAUCGGAGAUUCGGGUCUGUCUUAGACAGGGUGGGGAGGGGGAGGGGGUGGUGGGGUGCUGGAUAACUGGGCAGGUGCGAUGGCGAUCAGGUUGA
Molecule: messenger RNA, 915 nt
Organism: Penicillium verhagenii
Lineage: Eukaryota; Fungi; Ascomycota; Eurotiomycetes; Eurotiales; Aspergillaceae
Product: PhzF family phenazine biosynthesis protein
Exons: 1
Coding region: 1-915 (304 amino acids)
Biological process (GO): biosynthetic process
Cellular component (GO): cytoplasm
Molecular function (GO): isomerase activity
Source: RefSeq, a predicted model, not a curated record